Molecule: messenger RNA, 1392 nt
Organism: Macrosteles quadrilineatus (aster leafhopper)
Lineage: Eukaryota; Metazoa; Arthropoda; Insecta; Hemiptera; Cicadellidae
Product: heat shock 70 kDa protein 14-like
Exons: 11
Coding region: 1-1392 (463 amino acids)
Biological process (GO): cellular response to unfolded protein; protein refolding
Cellular component (GO): ribosome; cytoplasm
Molecular function (GO): misfolded protein binding; ATP-dependent protein folding chaperone; ATP binding
Source: RefSeq, a predicted model, not a curated record
AUGAGGAAAGUUGACUCCACGUCCCAAAUUGAAGUUAUACCAAACCCUGCCGGAGAAAGAGUCACACCUGCCAUUGUCACAGUCGCUGAAAAUGAUUUUGUUGUUGGAACGGAAUGCAAGUCAUUGAUGAUCUCAAGCUGGAAUACCACUGUCGUGUGUAACAAACGCAUGCUGGACACCAACACGCCUGAAGGUAAAAAUGGCCAUUGGAGAGUGGCCACAGUGCUCCGAGAGGAGAUGGCUAGAAGUACAGUCCCAGGAGCGGAGGGCGAACCCUCAUGUGUUCUGUUGGUGCCUACACUGAUGUCUGAAGAAGGCAGGUUCAAACUACGAGCGGCAGCGGAGGCAGCAGGCUGGCUUGUGAUGCAUAUCAUCUGUGAACCAGCCGCGGCCCUUCUGGGAUACAACUUGCUCUCGGACUACACAAAAAAGAAAGUAUUGGUGUACAGAGUAGGAGGCAGAAGUUGUGAUGUCACGUUGGUACAAGUGGAUGGAUUUUUGAACCUUCAGGAAACAGAGUACACAGAAGAAGUGGGGGGUAAACUCCUCAUAAAUACACUUACCACGUACUUGGCACAGGAAUGUUACAGGAAAUACAAUUUUGAUAUAAAAGAGAGCCACAGGUCUCUGACAAAAUUGACACUAGCAGCAGAAAACUGCCUUCAUGUCCUUUCAUCUAGAGAAUCUGCCAAUUGCUUUGUUGAGAGUUUAUGUGGAGUCGAUUUUAGUCAUCAAAUGUCCCGCGCUCGUUUCGAGUCUUUAUUAAAUCCACUACUUGCUGAAUUUGCCAAACCACUGCAUUCAGUCCUCUCCAGGCAGAAUUUGAUUCCUGAUGAUGUUACAAUGGUUUUGCUUUGUGGUGGGCCAAUGAAAAUACCUAAACUGAGGAAUUAUAUCUCAGAAAUAUUUGAUGAAUCCAAAACCAAAGUUGUGCCACUGCCACAUGGCAUGAACUAUGACGAGGUGUUGGCCUGUGGUGCUGCUCGUGAAGCUGGAAUAGCUGAUUACAAUAUGCGCAACAACUUCCUUCCAAAUCGACUUAUUGUUCUGGAGUUUCCAAUCAGAAUAGAGGUUGAAGGGGCGCAAAGUCAUCUGAGCAAUGAACUGAGGACUGGACUUUUUAUCCCCAUCCACAAGGUAUUAAUAAUAUCAUCCCCUGAGGAAGUGGUCACCCUCACAUUCUCCCAGUUGACUGAUCAGAAUAUUCUGAGAGGACAGUUACAACUGGAAGGACCUGGCCUACCUGAUCCUUGUUACCUGGAAUUAGAAGUCAACAGUGAAGAUGGAAUAAUAGUUGGAGUUCCUGACGAAGACGAUAACUAUCAACAACAUGUGGUUCGUGAGUUCUGCCACGCGAUGAACAAAGAGCAUCUGCCCUUCAUAGCGCUCUAA